CUCAGCCAGACCAACGACGAAGAAAACAUUUUUACGUCAUCUGGCGGCGACCAGAGUAAUCAUAAACACAUGGAAGGUGAGGUCAUUAGCGUGAACAAGAAGCCCUCAGCCAUUACGGGAAGCGGGCGCAAACUGAAAGACAAUGCCGCCGACUGGCACAACUUAAUGCUCCGCUGGGAGAAGCUCAAUGAGGAAGGCUUCACAAUCGCAAGUAAAAUCAUCAACACCAGGAGAAGCAGCAUCGACACUGAAGGAUCCACCCGAGAUCUGGUUUUUGAGAAUUCAGCGCUUCGGGAGGAAUGCGAAAAACUGGAGGGUGUUGUUGACAAAAUGGCGGCCAUUGUGGCCAAGAUGGAGCGCCUUAUGGCAUCCCAGCGAGGCCUGGUGGACCUGGAGGAAUUUCAGUUCGGGCCACAAGGCAGGAAGGUUCCGCUCUUCCACAGUUGGAGCACUAAAGACUUUGUGUCGUCGUGUGACAUCCUACUGCAGUCGUUCUCGUCGGAGCUGCGCCUGAAGCGCGUCAUCCUGCGGGAAGCAGCCCACAGCACUGACGGCGACCUCGGCCUGGUGUACCUUUCUUGUUGGCUGCACCAGCCGCUUGUACCGGCUCAGGCCCGUCUGGCCCUGGAGGCCAUCCUGCUGGAGACGGGCCAUCGACACCUUCCCGCUUGACAGUGGCUUUUAUUGUGAAAACAGGAAAUGAGAGCAACGAGCGGCGGUUCUCCAAAAAAAGUCAUAAAAAUAGCGCAGCUGUGUUUCUCACAUUUAUCUACAUAUUAACAAGGCAGAUAUGAAAAAAAACAUUUACAACAAAGCUCAUAAAAAUCAAUCCAGCGUCGUCUUGAGAAGAAAAUACGGACGUACAAAAUAAAUAGGAACUAAAAGACCAGUUCCAGGGGAAGAACCUUCCGUUUUUUCCCCCCUCCCCAUUCAGCUGGCUUUGCUGGGGUCGGCCGCCUCGAUGCCCAGCAGGGCCUGCACCGCCUCCAGCGGGACCCCCUGGGGGGUUUGGAUGUGCAUGGUGGUCCCGUCCGGCCCGUUGACGAUGACGAUGCCGUCCGCGUCACUCAGGCCGUCCGUCUCAAUGUAGAUCUCCUGGCCCUCCUCGACCACACAUGUUUCAGGAAGUUUCUCAGGCUCUGCCGCUUUCUCUGCUUCCGGAGGCUUCUGGGCCGGCUCGCUCGGGGUCGGUGGAGGGGCCUCGGCCACCUGCUGCUCAGCUGUGGUCACCUCCAUGGGGAUGUCGGCCGGAGGAUCUUGGCUGGAAGAGCACGUACGGCAAUUACAUCACUUGUAACUCAAAUCAAAAUAUUAAAAUUAGGUCUGUCAAAAUUAUCACGUUAACGGGCGGUAAUUUUUUUUUUUUUUU
This is a messenger RNA of Corythoichthys intestinalis (scribbled pipefish), 1369 nucleotides long. It is a transcript of the gene cinp, whose product is annotated as cyclin dependent kinase 2 interacting protein. The record is from RefSeq and is a predicted model, not a curated record. The coding region runs from base 70 to 672 and encodes 200 amino acids. NCBI's taxonomy places the organism in Eukaryota, Metazoa, Chordata, Actinopteri, Syngnathiformes, Syngnathidae. The transcript has 5 exons.